AGAUGAAGUGGCUAUCUGUCCUGCCCCAGCAGUGUAUUUUGCUGAUGACAUGUCUCCUAAUGGCCUUGGAAGCUGUGCCUAUAGACAUAGAUAAGACAAAAGUCAAAGGAGAAGGUCAUGUAGAAGGAGAAAAGGUAGAAAAUCCAGAUACAGGACUUUAUUAUGAUGAAUAUCUCAGGCAAGUAAUAGAUGUCUUGGAAACAGAUAAGCAUUUCAGGGAGAAACUCCAGACUGCUGACAUAGAGGAAAUAAAGAGUGGGAAGCUAAGCAGAGAGCUUGAUUUAGUAAGCCACCAUGUGAGAACACGGCUGGAUGAACUAAAAAGACAAGAGGUGGCAAGAUUAAGAAUGUUAAUUAAAGCUAAAAUGGAUUCUGUUCAAGACACUGGCAUAGACCAUCAGGCUCUUCUUAAACAGUUUGAGCACCUGAACCAUCAGAAUCCUGACACGUUCGAACCUAAAGACUUAGAUAUGUUGAUCAAAGCAGCUACAAGCGACCUGGAAAACUAUGAUAAGACCCGCCAUGAGGAGUUUAAGAAAUAUGAGAUGAUGAAAGAACACGAGAGGAGAGAGUAUUUAAAAACACUGGAUGAAGAAAAGAGACAGCGAGAAGAAUCCAAAUUUGAGGAGAUGAAGAAAAAACAUGGAGAUCACCCUAAAGUUCACCAUCCUGGAAGCAAAGAUCAACUGAAAGAGGUAUGGGAAGAAGCAGAUGGACUAGAUCCUAAUGAAUUUGACCCCAAAACAUUUUUCAAAUUACACGAUGUCAAUAAUGAUGGUUUCCUGGAUGAGCAAGAAUUAGAAGCCCUAUUUACUAAAGAGCUAGAAAAAGUUUAUGAUCCCAAAAAUGAAGAGGAUGACAUGGUUGAAAUGGAAGAAGAAAGGCUAAGAAUGAGAGAACAUGUAAUGAAUGAGGUCGACAUCAACAAGGACCGGCUAGUGACUUUGGAAGAGUUCCUGCGAGCUACAGAGAAAAAAGAAUUUUUGGAGCCAGAUAGCUGGGAGACACUAGAUCAACAGCAGCUCUUCACUGAGGACGAGCUGAAGGAAUUUGAAAGUCAUAUUUCUCAGCAGGAAGAUGAACUCAGAAAGAAGGCAGAAGAUCUUCAGAAGCAGAAGGAGGAACUACAGAGGCAGCACGACCAGCUUCAGGCUCAGAAACAAGAGCUUCAGCAGGUCGUAAAACAGAUGGAACAAAAGAAACUUCAGCAAGGAAAUCCUCCUGCAGGACCAGCUGGAGAACUGAAAUUCCAACCCCCUGGGGAACACAAAGUUGGAGAUGCUCCAAAACAUCCUGCGGGAGGUGAUCAGCCUUUACCACCAGGACACGUCCAGGAACCAGCUGCUAGAACUGAUCAAGUUCACCCUUAACCACUUGUGCCUCAACUUUAUAGCAUCUUUAUUAUUCGGGGGCGGGGCAGGAAAUCAGAGUGAAACAUGAACUCCCCACUUUAUUCCCCAGAUUGUAAAAUCAUUGGGAAUGUUAGAGAUAAAGCAUCAAUCAGAUUUGAAUCAUAAAUUAAACUAAUUUUCUCUCCAAUGCAUCAGUGAGAAACACAACAAGAGGAUCAUUUAGAGACUAUAAUGGAGGAGGGAAUUGAGGAAACUAUUAAUAGUAGAAAUUUUUAUGGCCAGGGGACUGAGCUGUUGAACUCUUCUCUUGCAAAAAGGGGGGAGAUGUCUGCCAUUCUGUGUUUAGGCAUGAAUCAGAAUCAUCUCAGAGAGGGAAGCAGGGAACUGGCCUGAAUGUCGUUAGGUCUAGUUUUAUGUAGAAGCUCUUGCCAGAAAUGCUGAGAAGCAAAGUAUGAGGAAAUGAAGAGCAUAAAGGCCUACCAUUUCCAGCACUACCAAACCCUUUCUUCUUUGAGACCAAAUAAAAGUCAAACUUAUAAACCUUAAUCACAAAAAAUUUGCACUUUCUAAAAGUCUAAACACAGCAAAGAAUUAAGUGGAACAGUGAAUAUUUUUCAUGUUUACAGAAGCCUAAGAAUUUCACUGCAAGCCUUCAAAAGGAAUAUUGUACUUCUGGUGUAUUGAUCUGAACCGUCCUCCUUGUUGAGAUUAAUUCUGUGUAGCAGUUGAAUACUCAACUGGCUUUUGGGACAGUACUUCUUGUCCCCGUUUCUUUCAUCAGGUGCCAGCUGAUCUCAAAAUUGUGCAUGUUAUUAAGCUUUUUAUGUUGAUGGAAAUAUUGUGCAAAACAGAACAAGACUCACUGUCUUUUUCUGUACAGAUUAUCCUACCUCCUAUGAUAAUACCAGAUUUUUCAAAAUGCACCAUGUGCUUCAGAAAGCUCUUCUCAGACAUAAAUCUUUGACUUGUUAAGAGUCUUACUAUUAACUCUUAUUAGUCUUUCAGCAGUUGAUGUAAGUUCAUGAAGUGUCCUAAAACAGGGGUGCUACUUGAUUGUAUUAUUUUGGUAUUGAACCAGGAUAGGUCCCUAAAUUGCAAGCCAAUAUUUUACAAGAAUAAAUUGAUUUUCCUGUGGGUUUUACUGUAAUGUUGAAAAGUUGUGUGAUUGUCCUUGCUUGUCAUUAAUUUCAGACUGAAAGUAUUCUAAAGUGUAAAUCCUGUUUGGGUUUUUUUUUUUGUUUGCUUGGGUUUUUGUAGUUGUUUUUU
This is a messenger RNA of Athene cunicularia (burrowing owl), 2618 nucleotides long. RefSeq names its product nucleobindin 2 (gene NUCB2). The transcript has 12 exons. Lineage: Eukaryota; Metazoa; Chordata; Aves; Strigiformes; Strigidae. Gene Ontology annotation, cellular component: endoplasmic reticulum-Golgi intermediate compartment; extracellular exosome. Gene Ontology annotation, molecular function: calcium ion binding. The record is from RefSeq and is a predicted model, not a curated record. The coding region runs from base 3 to 1370 and encodes 455 amino acids.